Messenger RNA from Penicillium macrosclerotiorum, 696 nucleotides. RefSeq lists its product as uncharacterized. The record is from RefSeq and is a predicted model, not a curated record. Gene Ontology annotation, cellular component: box H/ACA snoRNP complex. The coding region runs from base 1 to 696 and encodes 231 amino acids. Gene Ontology annotation, biological process: ribosome biogenesis; snRNA pseudouridine synthesis; rRNA pseudouridine synthesis. The transcript is spliced from 2 exons. NCBI's taxonomy places the organism in Eukaryota, Fungi, Ascomycota, Eurotiomycetes, Eurotiales, Aspergillaceae. Gene Ontology annotation, molecular function: box H/ACA snoRNA binding.
AUGGGCAAGGACAAGGUUGAGAAGGACAAGAAGCGCGCUGAGAAGAAGGAGAAGCGUGCUGAGAAGGACGGUGUGCACAAGGCCAAGAAGGAAAAGAAGGACAAGAAGGACAAGACCGUUCUCGCCGAUGCGGUAGAGAAGGAGAUCAACUCUCAGGUCCAGGAGACCUUGGAGCAGGCUGCUUCCGCUGGUGCCGUUGACGCUGAUGUCGAUGUUAUGGCCGUGGACCGCCCCGUUGGUGCCGUCGUACCUUUUGCCAACCCAUUGGUCGAGGACAAGCAGGCCAAGAAGGUGCUCAAGAGCGUCAAGAAGGCUGCCGUCAACAAGUCUCUCAAGCGUGGUGUCAAGGAGGUUGUCAAGGCCCUUCGGAAAUCCACCAUCCCUGCUCCCAACGCUAAGAUUGAGAUCCCCUCGGGCGUCGUCAUCCUCGCCGCGGACAUCUCCCCCAUGGAUGUCAUCUCCCACAUUCCCGUUCUGUGCGAGGACCACGGUAUUCCUUACGUCUUCGUCACUUCUCGCGCCGAACUCGGUGCCUCUGCUGCCACCAAGCGCCCUACCAGUGUUGUCAUGGUGACCCCCAAGUCCUCCGGCAAGAACAAGAAGCUUGACGAGGGUGCCGAUGGCGAGGACUUCAGCAAGGUGUUCGAGGAGCUGGCCAAGCUGGCUGAGAAGGAGGCUAAGAAGCUGGUUGUUUAA